UUGUGGUCUGUGUUUUCUUUUGGUCUACGUGCGUGCACAGGAGACGCAUUUAUUUUGUAAAAAUAACCCGUUCAGUGAAGUUCUUUUCUUUUCUGUUAUUAAAUUUUAUUUAAAGUACCUAAACGAUAUCAGUUAAUUUUAUUUUUAAAAGAAUAAAUAUAUAAAGUUGAAAAAAUGGUUGACAAAAUCGAUAUGGCUCUAGACGACAUAAUAAAAGCCAGCAAGAAAGGAAGAAGCGGAGGUGGAGCAGGCAGAAAAUUUGACGUAAAAAAGCCUGGUCGUGGAGGUGGUGGAGGUUUUCGUAACGGGCGUACUGGUGGUGCCAUUCUACGUGGUCGAAAUCGUGGCGGGGUGUCUAAACCUGCUAAUUAUACAAGGGACAACCUAUUUCAGGGUGAUGUGAACAGCACAUGGAAACAUGACAUGUUUAGUGACUUCAGUGAUAGGAAGAUACAGAGGAAUGCGCCCAUCUCAACUGGGCCCACUAAACUUCUCGUCUCCAAUUUGGAUUUUGGAGUUUCAGACUCUGAUAUCCAAGAGCUAUUUUCAGAGUUUGGCAUGCUCAAAAGUGCUGCAGUUCAUUACGACAGAUCUGGAAGAUCAUUAGGUACGGCAGAUGUCCUCUUUGAAAGAAGAGCAGAUGCUUUGAAAGCUAUGAAACAAUACAAUGGAGUGCCACUUGAUGGACGUGCAAUGAAUAUUCAACUCGCCACAUCAGAAAUCAGCACCUUUAGGAGUGAAGAAAGAAGUAGACCUGUUGGAGGGCGACCUGUCAGAAGGAAUUCCAGCAGAGGUGGUGGAACCAGACCCCAAGUGGCGGCAGGCGGCGGGCGGGGAGGUGCGCGGCGCGGGGGGCGGGGGGGUGCCGGUCGCGGCCGACGGCCGGUGCCUACUGCAGAACAACUAGAUGCAGAACUCGAUGCUUAUGUUAAAGAAAUAAAGUGAUAGAAGCUUUACCUAGACUAAUCACAUACCUAAUACUAAGAUUAAUGUAAUGAGUACUUCUGAAAGAAUUUUUGGUUUUGUUACCUAUUGCCAAAAUAUUUGACAACAUCAAUGAAGAUUGGUGGAAUUGUUUGAUGAUAUUUUUAAAUAUAAUAAGGACAUCA
Bicyclus anynana (squinting bush brown) is the source of this 1109-nucleotide messenger RNA. RefSeq names its product THO complex subunit 4 (gene Ref1). The transcript is spliced from 4 exons. Gene Ontology annotation, molecular function: mRNA binding. Gene Ontology annotation, cellular component: nucleus. The coding region runs from base 175 to 945 and encodes 256 amino acids. The record is from RefSeq and is a predicted model, not a curated record. Gene Ontology annotation, biological process: mRNA export from nucleus. Lineage: Eukaryota; Metazoa; Arthropoda; Insecta; Lepidoptera; Nymphalidae.